Messenger RNA from Sebastes umbrosus (honeycomb rockfish), 2162 nucleotides. RefSeq names its product interleukin-6-like. Gene Ontology annotation, biological process: T-helper 17 cell lineage commitment; immune response; neutrophil differentiation. NCBI's taxonomy places the organism in Eukaryota, Metazoa, Chordata, Actinopteri, Perciformes, Sebastidae. Gene Ontology annotation, molecular function: cytokine activity; interleukin-6 receptor binding. The coding region runs from base 451 to 1164 and encodes 237 amino acids. Gene Ontology annotation, cellular component: extracellular region. The transcript has 5 exons. The record is from RefSeq and is a predicted model, not a curated record.
GUGUGUGUGUGUGUGUCUGUGUGUGUGUGUGUUUGUAUGUGUGUGAAACCCUUUUUAUUAUUGUUCCAGUUAUUGAAAUAAUGACUUAUUAAUAAUGAGCAGUUUAUCCUUUAAUUAUAACUAGCAAGAAAAAAAGAGUCAGAGCAGCUUGUAAAGUGGAUUCCCUCUGGUCUUUGUGAUGAUGAUGAUGAUGAUGAUGAUGAUGAACAUCUCCACAAGGAUCACCACCGACGGACGCCUGAGACCGGAUGCUUGACGCAAACUAAUAAUCCCGUGCCUGCAUGGGGAGGAAAGUUAUUGGGAAAUCCCUCCAGUCUGAAGAAUAUAAAAUGACAGAGCCAUCGCAGAGACAAGGCAACUCCUUGGACAGCCCUCUGGACACCUCCUCUGCAGCAGCAGCAGCAGCAUCAGUGGAAACUCAACAAGUGCUUCUUCCAGCAGCAGCUCAACAUGCCCUCUCAUCUCAACUCGUCCUGGCUCUCUGCGGUGAUGCUGGCGGCUCUGCUGCUGUGUGCUCCCGGUGCUCCGGUUGAAGACUUGCCCACCGACAACCCGGUGUCAGGUGAGCCCUCAGGUGAGGAGGAGGUGUGGCCCUCUGACCUGCUGAGCUCCUCUCGGUACUGGGACAUAGUCAUCGAAGCAACCAAACGCCACCAGCAGGAGUUUGAAAAUGAAUUCCAAAAUGAAGUGGAAUAUAUUUUUCUGGAGCACUACAGGAUCUCCUCACUUCCAGCAGGCUGCCCUCUCUCCAACUUCAGCAAGGAGGCUUGUCUCCACAGGUUGGCACAAGGCCUGCUGGUUUACACGGUUCUUCUCAAGCAUGUGGAGAAGGAGUACCCCAGCAGCUCCAUCCGCUCACAGGCCAGGUACUACAGCAGCAUCCUGAUCAACCUCAUCAAAGAAAAGAUGAGGAACCCUGAACAGGUCACGACACCGACCAGCAGCCAGGAGACGCAGCUGCUGAUGGACCUCGACAACUCCGACACUUUCCAGAGAAGGAUGACCGCACACAGCAUCAUGCGCAAGCUCCACUUCUUCCUCAUCGACGGCAAAAGAGCGAUCUCUAAAAGGGAGAAGACCAGAGGAAGUAUGGCCAACAGGAGCACGCCAACCAUCAGUUUCUAUAUCCAAAAGUUAAAAGAUGGGAGCAUCAACCAGUUAUGAAGGAACACCUCAGGGAAAAGUGGGUGGUAACGCUGCUGCUGUUCUGUUUUUAAGGGGGAAAUGGUGAAAGUGCACUAACUGUACGUUUAUGAUUGUGUAUAUCUUGAAGGCCUCAGGGCUCGAUUCGCCCACUAUUGCGCAACUUAUUUAACCUAUUUAUACGUAAUGAAAAGUGUUAUUUAUUAGUCAUAGGAAAAUCCAUGAUUGUGGGUUUCUUGCACUAAAAAUGCAAUUUGCAUCAGUAGUUUGAUGUUAGUGUUGAUUCAUUUCUGGAUUGUAAAGAUAUUACUUGAGCAGCAUUGUUAGGACUGCAUUACUUUUUAUAUGAAAACCAAUAAUUGUUUAAUCUAUUUUUAUAAACAAAGAUUUUAUAGUACUGUUAAUUAUUUAUUUAAAACUAUUAUUAAACUGAAUUUGUUGUUGAAUUAAUUAGAAUGCUGUGAACGUGUUUUGAACGCACAUGACCAAUAAGUGACUGGAAGAAAUAUUCUGUACGUGUGCGGUAAUAAAAAUAAUCAUCUGAUCAGAUAAGAAACAAGUUUCUUCAUUCCAACACCUCACACAUCGCAUGUAAUUUCAGGGUUGCAACACAUUUUGAAACUAUUUUUCCCAAAAACCAUAAACGUCAUUUGCAGAUUUUGAUCAGUCUCGUACGUGUGUUCAUUGGAAUCUGGAAAAUAAAAAACAGAUGAAACCAAAACCUGUUAUCAGCAGUGAUUUAUUAAUCAAAAAUUAAUAUAUCCUUCCAGAUUUUUGUGUUGGAUUUCCAAACUUAUAACACCAUCAGCCAUACUCUGAAUUUUCUACAUAACCUUUAUCAUUUUUUCAAUGAUGGACCCAGUUUUGGUUGUUUAAAGAUUAAGCGUUGACAUGACUCCUGGUAAUAAAGACAAGAGUGACAUUUCAUUGUGGAUUUAUUCUCAGAAAUCUUAAAUUACAAAUAAAAAGGAAAAACAUGGAAUGAAUCCAAACAUCGCUGUCACACAUUCCCAACAAAA